AUGUCGUUCUCGUACUGCAAGGAGUACGGCAAGGACAAGGUGAUCUUCGUGACCAAGGAGGAUCAUGCCACCGCCAGCACCAUCGAGCUGCCGCCACCGGAGCAGCCAGAGGGUGUGAUCACCAAGGACGGCAAGAUCAACUGGAGCUGCCCCUGCCUCGGCGGAAUGGCCACCGGUCCCUGUGGCGUCGACUUCCGCGAGGCCUUCUCCUGCUUCCAGAACAGCACCGCCGAUCCCAAGGGCUCCGACUGCUACGACGCCUUCACCAAGAUGCGCGACUGCUUCCAGAAGUACCCCACCGUGUACAACAAGUCAGGCGGCGAUGACGACGACGACGACGCCCUGGGCGAUGCCCUGGACACGGAUGCCGGGUCGGUUGGUGGCCAGAACGCAGAUCCGCUGGCGGAUGUGGGCAAUCCAGGCGGCGGCGAUGAGGCGGAGACCCCCAAGAGCAACUCGGUGGUGGCCAAGGCCUAGGCUGCAGCAUAUGUGUCGUAUUGAAAAUACUUAAAAGAUAAGAGCUAGGUGUGACUUCGUACAAAAUAAAUAAAGCUUGUCAUAGUUCUGGGCCAUUCGGGCUCCCAUCAUUA
Drosophila biarmipes is the source of this 590-nucleotide messenger RNA. RefSeq names its product mitochondrial intermembrane space import and assembly protein 40. The transcript has a single exon. The record is from RefSeq and is a predicted model, not a curated record. Gene Ontology annotation, cellular component: mitochondrial intermembrane space. NCBI's taxonomy places the organism in Eukaryota, Metazoa, Arthropoda, Insecta, Diptera, Drosophilidae. The coding region runs from base 1 to 477 and encodes 158 amino acids. Gene Ontology annotation, biological process: protein import into mitochondrial intermembrane space. Gene Ontology annotation, molecular function: protein-disulfide reductase activity.